Vigna unguiculata (cowpea) is the source of this 3064-nucleotide messenger RNA. Its product is annotated as lectin protein kinase family protein. NCBI's taxonomy places the organism in Eukaryota, Viridiplantae, Streptophyta, Magnoliopsida, Fabales, Fabaceae. Gene Ontology annotation, molecular function: ATP binding; protein serine/threonine kinase activity. The record is from RefSeq and is a predicted model, not a curated record. Gene Ontology annotation, biological process: protein phosphorylation; recognition of pollen.
CCACCAAUCACCACCAACAAAGGGCCAAGUCAAAGUCUUCUCCUUUCACUUCCCACUACAAACAAACCCCAUUUCUUCCCCACUCAAACCAAACCCCAAAAUGCAUCUUUAAACAUCCAACACUAAGAUCUUUAUAUUUCAUUCCCACACAUACCCACAUGAACAAACACACACAAUUGAAACCUCGGAAAACAACAUGUUCCUAAAAAUCCAGUUUUUGUUCCUCACCCUUUUUCUGGCAGCCACCGUUGUUACCGCCAUAGACCGGGGUUCCACUCUUUCAGCCUCUUCCACCUCCAACCAAACGUGGUCUUCUCCCAGUGGCACCUUCUCUCUGGGAUUCAUCUCCGUUCAGCCUCCCACCACCCCUCCUUCCUACAUCGCCGCCAUCUCCUACACCGGUGGCGACCCUGUUGUCUGGUCCGCCGGACACGGCGCAGCUGUGGACUCCGGUGGGUCCUUACAGUUCCUCUCCUCCGGCAACCUCCGCCUCGUCAACGGCUCCGGCGCCACCGUGUGGGAAUCUGCCACGGCGGGCGCCACUUCAGCAGCCCUUGAGGACAGUGGCAAUUUGGUGAUUUCGAACGGCACAAGCACCGUCUGGUCAAGCUUUGAACACCCCACUGAUACCCUGGUGCAGUCUCAGAAUUUCAGUGUUGGUAAGGUUCUCACUUCUGAAAGCUACUUUUUUAGCCUCAGUGGAAUUGGGAAUUUGACUCUGAAGUGGAACAACAGCAUAGAAUACUGGACUCAGGGUUUGAAUUCUUCCGUGAAUAUUAGUUUGGAGUCCCCUGUGUUGUCUUUGAAUACGAUUGGGCUUUUGGAACUUUCUGAUGUGAACUUGGGUAGUAAUCCUGUUCUUGUUGCCUAUAGUAGUGACUAUGAUUUGAAUGCUAACGUGUUUAGGGUGUUGAAGUUGGACAAUGAUGGGAAUUUGAGGAUUUAUAGUACUAAUCUAGGUGGUGGAACUUCUACUGUUAGAUGGGCUGCUGUUGCAAAUCAAUGUGAGGUUUAUUCUUACUGUGGGAACUAUGGUGUGUGCAGUUACAAUGAUUCCAGCACGGUAUGUGGUUGCCCUUCAGAGAAUUUUGAGAUGGUUGAUCCGAAUAAUGGUAGGAAAGGGUGCAGGAGGAAGGUGAGUCUUGAUAGUUGCCAAGGGAGCGCCACUAUGUUGACCUUGGAUCAUGCUGUGGUGUUGAGUUAUCCCCCUACAUCGGAGACGUUUUUCAUUGGUUUGUCAGCUUGUAGAACGAAUUGUCUUUCGGGUUCAAGUGCCUGUUUUGCUUCUACUUCCUUGUCAGAUGGCUCAGGGCAGUGUGUAUUAAGAUCAAUAGAUUUUGUUAGUGGAUAUCAAGAUCCUUCGUUGCCCAGCACUUCUUAUUUCAAGGUUUGUCCACCCUUGGCACCAAAUCCACCAUCCUCUUCGGCAGGGACUGUGAGGGAAAGGAGGUCCAAGGUGCCUGCAUGGGUUGUGGUUGUGGUUGUUUUGGGUACCCUUUUGGUUUUGCUAGCCUUGGAAGGGGGUUUGUGGAUGUGGUGUUGUAGGAAUAACAAGAGGUUUAGUGGGUUGUCAGCUCAGUAUGCUCUUCUUGAGUAUGCUUCUGGUGCUCCGGUGCAGUUCUCGUACAGGGAGCUCCAGCAAGCUACAAAGGGGUUCAAGGAGAAGCUCGGAGCUGGUGGGUUUGGUGCUGUUUAUAGAGGCACUCUUGUUAACAAAACUGUUGUUGCAGUGAAGCAACUUGAGGGCAUUGAGCAAGGUGAGAAGCAGUUUAGGAUGGAAGUUGCCACUAUAAGUAGCACUCAUCAUCUGAAUUUGGUGAGGCUUAUUGGCUUUUGCUCCGAAGGGCGCCACCGGCUUCUGGUUUAUGAGUUCAUGAAAAAUGGAUCUCUUGAUAAUUUUCUGUUCCUGACAGAACAACAUUCAGGAAAAUUGUUGAAUUGGGAGUACCGAUACAACAUUGCUCUUGGCACAGCAAGGGGCAUCACAUACCUACACGAGGAGUGCCGUGACUGCAUAGUCCACUGUGACAUAAAACCUGAAAACAUUCUCUUGGAUGAGAAUUAUGUUUCCAAAGUCUCUGAUUUUGGCCUUGCAAAGCUUAUCAAUCCCAAGGACCAUAGGCAUCGGACCUUAACAAGUGUGAGAGGAACCAGAGGAUACUUAGCUCCUGAGUGGCUUGCAAAUCUUCCAAUAACAUCCAAAUCUGAUGUUUACAGCUUUGGUAUGGUUUUGUUGGAGAUUGUGAGUGGAAGGAGGAAUUUUGAUGUUUCAGAUGAAACAAACAGGAAGAAGUUCUCCAUCUGGGCCUAUGAAGAGUUUGAGAGAGGUAACAUCAGUGGAAUUUUGGACAAAAGACUAGCUGCACAUGAAGUUGAUAUGGAGCAAGUAAGAAGGGCAAUUCAAGCAAGCUUUUGGUGCAUCCAAGAGCAGCCAUCUCAGAGACCAACAAUGAGCAGAGUGCUGCAAAUGCUAGAAGGAGUAACUGAGGUUGAAAAGCCACCUGCCCCAAAAUCAGUGAUUGAAGGAACUGUAAGUGGAACCAGCACAUAUCUGAGUAGCAAUGCCAGUGCAUUCUCCACUGUUGGAGUUUCACCCCCUGGACCCUCUUCUGCAUCAUCAUUUCAGAUUAGUGGUGUUUCAACCUUCAACUCAGGAAGGACCCCUGAGAAGGCAACCUCAUCUCUUUUACAAUCAGACACAUGACAGAAAAUUGCUUCCAUUUUCCUUUUUCACAUUUCCCACAAGAAUUGGUUCAAAGUCUCAUUCACUUGUGUUGAGGGGACUUUGUGCAGGAGCAGCAGAAGUACAAGCUUUGCUGGUCAAACCCUGUAUAAUAUGAUCUUGAUUGUAUACUAUAUUUCAUUUUUUUCUUUUAUUUAUCCUCAUCAUUGUAUUGUAUGUUCCUUCAAAACAGGAUAUUGCAAAGCUGCAGCAAUUAUUUGUAUUCAUUCCUGAAAAUGUGCUUGUGUCAGCAUAAGCACAAUGGUCUGCAUAAUUCUGGGUCAACAAUGCAACCCAAUAUCUUUGGUGUGCCAAUAAAAGUAGUGAAAUUUUAUGUUCUCA